AUGGGUGUUCAUGCUCUUUGGGAUAUUGUAGGUCCUACGGCCAAACCCGUACGACUUGAGUCUCUGACGAACAAACGGCUAGCAGUUGAUGCUUCUAUCUGGAUAUACCAAUUUCUCAAAGCUGUGAGAGAUAAAGAAGGUAAUGCCAUGCGUUAUUCGCAUGUUGUUGGGUUUUUCAGACGAAUCUGUAAACUGCUUUACUUCGGAAUUAAACCUGUCUUUGUCUUUGAUGGAGGAGCACCGGCUCUAAAGAGACGCACCAUUCAGCAGCGUAAAGAGAGACGUCAAGGCCGUAGAGAAAACGCUGCCACAACAGCCCGAAAGCUUUUGGCUCGACAGAUGCAGAGUGAUGAGAAACCGGGGACGCUAUCGACAACGCCUCAACCUCACGUUCACAAACUCAACGACGAGUAUGAUCUGCCUAGGAUACCUGGGUUCAAAUAUGAUUCUAACGAUACCAGGAUCAACGCAGAUGAUUUCAAAACCAUUAUGGAAAAUAUUGAUGAGCUGGACGGCAUAGACCUUGACUCAAUCAACCCUGCCUCUAAAGAAUUCGACGAACUGCCGAAAUCGACGCAGUACAUGAUUUUGUCAGCCCUUAGACUCAAAUCUAGACUGAGAUUAGGCUACUCGAAGGAGCAGCUGGAGAAUCUUUUUCCGGACAGUAUGGAUUUUUCGAAAUUUCAGAUAGAUAUGGUGAAAAGACGGAACUUUUUCACUCAAAAACUGAUGACUGCUACGAACACAAACGAUGGCGGUGCAUCAAAGCCUGAUUACGGACCCAACACGCGAGUAGCAGGACAGCAUGGUAAAGAAUACCAGCUGAUACGCACUGAAAAUGGGUGGGCGCUCAGUUUGACUGGUAAUGAUGGUUCCGAGAUCAAUAAAGCGAUUACGCUAGAUGACAAGCCUCAAUCAUCCGGUAUUCAUAACAGCCGUAAUGAAGAUGAAGAUGAUGACGAGGAUGACGGCGGUGUGGACUGGGAAGAUAUAGAGUUUGACCAAAGUGGGAAAAAGGAGGAACUUGAUUAUUCGGUAAAAGCUUCUUUACUUCCCACAAUGGCUACAACUAUGCAGCCCGGAGGAGGACAGUCAUUCUUGGAUAAAAGGCAUGCUGAAACAGACUCAACCAAGAAUUCAAAGAAUUUGAUACACGUUCCAGAUGAAGUAUUUGGGUAUGACGAUGGGAAGAGUGGCACUUUUGGUACCAAGGCCGAUAUCAUACAACUUGAUAAUGAUAGUGGUGCCAGCGAUGAUGAACUUGCGGAUUUAGAAAAAGAUUUGCAGGACAUGGACAAUCUGAAGAGGCUGAGCAAGGGUGCUGGAAGCCAGAUCCCAGGCUCGGACCCAUCUACUGAAAAUGUUGAAAACUCAAGCAAUACACAACCGAGCAUGACAAGAGAUGCGGAAAAUGAAGCAAAGCAACCAGAUACGGAGGAUAAACCCAUUGAAUACAAAACGAAUACCGUUCAUGAGGAGAUUCCAGAACCUGUGCUGUACAAGCCGACUGAAACAAGUCUGCAAACUCGGUCUAAUUCCAAGGGGGACAAAUCUCUUGACGUUGCGGAGGAUCUAUCAUCAGAGAGUGAUGCUGUCCAAGAACCUCCCAAAUUGCCAACACCUGAGUGGUUUAAGGCAUCAGGCCCGACAGACUUCAAUCCCCAUUUGGGUAGUUCCUUUUUGACGAGUGAUUCAAAAGACCAAACUGCACUUGGCGAGGAAACAGGCUUUCUUUUCACAGGACCACGAGCUGCUGAAGUUGUAUCUGCGACAAUAACGGAAACUGAGGAGCAAGACAACGACGACCUCGAGGAGAUUUCACCACCUGAUAAGGAACCCAUAGUUUCGCCUGAACCUGAGCCCAGCAGUGAACAUGCCGAAAACGCAAAAGAACCCAAGGAAGUUGCUCCUGUUGUCGAUUACGAUUUUUCUGAAGGAGAAGAGGACGCACUUGUCCAUCAGCUGAGGGAAGAAGAACAAGACUACAACACAUUCAAAAGCUCUCUGAACCCGACAAGCGUCGGCGCUACUUUUAUUGAUGACGAGUUGGAGGGGCAACAAAUGAGAGAUAAGAGGGACUCUGAUGAGGUGACAGCUGCUAUGGUAGCAGAAGUGCAAGAGCUGCUCACGCGAUUUGGAAUUCCCUAUUUGACAGCGCCAAUGGAAGCCGAAGCUCAGUGUGCUGAAUUACUAAUGCUGAAACUUGUGGAUGGCAUCAUCACGGAUGACAGUGAUAUAUUUCUAUUUGGGGGCGAUAAAGUCUACAAAAACAUGUUCCAGGAGAAGAAUUAUGUGGAAUAUUAUUACGGUGACAUGAUUCUCAAAGAGCUGGGCUUGGACAGAGAAAAAUUUAUCGAGCUGGCUCAGCUUCUUGGAAGUGAUUAUACCACGGGUGUCAAGACCAUUGGGCCUGUUUCUGCUAUGGAAGUGUUGGCAGAGUUUGGAAAUUUGGCAAAAUUCCGAGAUUGGUAUAAUGAAGCUCGAUUUGACAAGCAGCUUCAGGAAAAGGAAUCUGCUUUUGAAAGAAAACUGCGCAAAAAGCUAGCGACGAAUGAAGUGGUGCUCGGGUCUGAGUUCCCGAGUGACUUGGUACGGGAGGCUUACCUGCGUCCUGAAGUCGAUCAUGAUACGACAAAGUUCAGCUGGGGGGUACCCGAUUUGGACAGGCUUCGUGAGUUUUUCAAGUCUACUGUUGGAUGGCCUAAGGAGAAGACUGAUGAAGUGAUGGUUCCGCUGAUUAGAGAGGUGAACAAUCGAAAGAAAACAGGUAUGGAAAGGACUCUGACAUCUUUCUUUCCGACCGAAUACAUCAAGGCUGGUAAAGACCUCAAGAUGGGCAAAAGGAUUAAAGAGGCAAGUGGGAAAAUUAAAAUGAAGAAGCAGCGGACCAAGUAA
Molecule: messenger RNA, 2895 nt
Organism: Lachancea sp. 'fantastica'
Lineage: Eukaryota; Fungi; Ascomycota; Saccharomycetes; Saccharomycetales; Saccharomycetaceae
Source: the annotation of a GenBank genome assembly